This is a messenger RNA of Lentinula edodes (shiitake mushroom), 387 nucleotides long. Its product is annotated as heat shock protein 9/12-domain-containing protein. The record is from RefSeq and is a predicted model, not a curated record. Lineage: Eukaryota; Fungi; Basidiomycota; Agaricomycetes; Agaricales; Omphalotaceae. Bases 111 to 362 code for a protein of 83 amino acids. The transcript has 5 exons.
UUGAAAAGAUAUAUAAACUACACGUCCUUUGCUCUAAAUUUUUCAUUAACCAACCCACACAAACACAUUCCCACUUUCAACUCCUACUACUGUAAAUUCUUUUGAACACCAUGUCUGACAAAGCCCGUGAAUCUUUUGGUGACAAGACCAAGGCUGCAAUUGUGCCUGACUCCCAAAAGAGUGGUACCACGCAAGCUAAAGACACCGUAAAGGGAAAGGCAGACUCCGCAGCAUCGACUGUUCAACCCCAGAGCGAGAAAUCCACCACGCAGAAGGUUGGUGACACGUUCAGCAGCAACUCGAAUGAGAACGACCAAUCUCUACUCGACAAGACCAAGGAUACUCUCGGCUUGAACAAGUAGUCUCAUCACCGUCAUUUUCGUGGAC